Molecule: messenger RNA, 228 nt
Organism: Trichomonas vaginalis G3
Lineage: Eukaryota; Parabasalia; Trichomonadida; Trichomonadidae
Exons: 1
Coding region: 1-228 (75 amino acids)
Source: RefSeq, a predicted model, not a curated record
AUGACGUGUAAAAAUGCUCUAUUCUGCAAACCAUCAGACAUGAAAGACAAGAAUUUCCAAAUGAGCAUUAAGGAUAAAUGUGAUAGGAAACAGAGAAGAAUAGAUGGUAAACAAACAUGGUGUUAUGUUUUGAAAGAAGAAAUGAAAGGAUUAUAUAAACAGGUUGAACCAAACGAUAAUGAGGAUUCAUUUACUGACGAUGAAAUACCUGUAAAUGAAGCUUUAUAA